Molecule: messenger RNA, 708 nt
Organism: Hermetia illucens (black soldier fly)
Lineage: Eukaryota; Metazoa; Arthropoda; Insecta; Diptera; Stratiomyidae
Exons: 1
Coding region: 1-708 (235 amino acids)
Molecular function (GO): nucleic acid binding
Source: RefSeq, a predicted model, not a curated record
AUGGACAGAUACACUCCAAAAGAACGUGCUGAAAUUGUGCAGCUAUACACCCAAAAAAAAUUCUCAAUUGUGCAAACACAACGUGAAUAUCGAAAAAUAAAGAAAGUGAAAACUGCACCGACUGACGUUACCAUACGACGUUUUUACGCGAAGUUUAUUGAUCACGGCAAUCUUAAUGAUGCCAGCCACGCAUCCAGAAUGCGCACAUCACGCUCCGAUGAAAACAUCGCGCUCGUUCAAGCCAGUGUUGAUGCCACUCCAACAACUUCGACCAAACGCCGUUCUAAGGAAUUGAACAUCCCGGAAACCACUUUGAGACGCAUUAUUCGUAUAGAUUUGAAGUUAUUUCCGUACAAAAUUCAAAUGGCACACAAAUUAAACCCAGCCGACUAUGUGCGUCGUGUCAAUUAUGGCAAAUGGGCUGUGGAAAUGGCUCGAAAUCAAAGUGACUUCUGGCAAAAAAUCAUUAUGUCGGAUGAGGCACAUUUCUCAUUAUCUGGAGGUGUAAAUAAACAGAAUUGUCGAUUCUAUGCCACUGAAAACCCACAAAUAAUUCAUGAAAAGCCUCUUUACGAACAAAAAGUCACAGUUUGGUGCGGUAUUUGUGCAACAAUGAUCAUUGGGCCGUACUUUUUUGAAAAUGGUGCUGGUGCUAUCGAAACCUUCAAUGGCGACCGUUAUCGAGCUAUGAUAACCGAUUGUUCGUGA